Erpetoichthys calabaricus (reedfish) is the source of this 1176-nucleotide messenger RNA. RefSeq names its product tripartite motif-containing protein 16-like. The record is from RefSeq and is a predicted model, not a curated record. Bases 70 to 1092 code for a protein of 340 amino acids. Gene Ontology annotation, molecular function: protein binding. Lineage: Eukaryota; Metazoa; Chordata; Cladistia; Polypteriformes; Polypteridae. The transcript has 5 exons.
UGGGGGGCGACACUGAGCGAACUCAAGAGGAGACUUGAGGAGAGAGAGAGAGAGAAGACACUGAAGGAGAUGAGGAGGGCGAUGGAACAGAUGAAGAUAUCAGUGGAACAAGAGGUACAAAAAAAUGAGAAGUGCUUCACUGAUCUGAUCCACUGCAUUGAAGAAGUUCGGAAGAAUUUGGUUGGGAGGAUCAGAGAACAUGAGAACCAACAAAUAGAGAAGGCUGAAGGAGUCAUAGAGCAGAUAGAGAUGGAGAUGGAGGAGCUGAAGAAGAGAGAUGCUGAGCUGAAGGAGCUUUCAAAGAUGAACAAUGACAUCUACUUUCUGCAGAAUUUCAAAUCUCUCUGUGUCCCUCCUACUGAUGGAGACUCACUCCACUUCGACAACAAUGCUAAUUUAUUUUCUGAGGAUCUGAGAAAGGAGCUGUCAGGUCUGAAAAAGAGUCUGGAGAAGGUCAGCCAGUGGGACGUCGUGGCAUUGACUCCAUCAGGUCAUGAAGCUCCAGUUCUCAUCCUCCAGUCUCCUGACCCUCGGAACAGAGACGAGAUUUUAAAAUACUUCUUUCCACUCACACUGGACAUCGACACGGCACACAGAGAGCUCCGUCUGUCUGGAGGGAACAAGAAGGUGACACGCAAAAAGUCAAAACUCAAAUAUCCUGAACAUCCCGACAGAUUUGACCUCUGGGCCCAAGUUCUGUGCAGAGAAGCUCUGACUGAGACUCGCUGUUACUGGGAGCUGCAGUGCACUGGACGCUGGAUGGACAUCGGAGUCGCAUAUAAAGGACUGGGCAGGAAAGGAAAGGGCGAUGAGUGCCGCCUUGGAAAUAACGACAAGUCCUGGAGUCUGCGGUGGUCUAAUUCCCAGUACUCUGCACAUCAUAAUAACAUGAGCACUGACAUCAGGGCCCCACACAGCCUCAAAUUAGGUGUGUAUCUGGAUUGGUCUGCUGGCAUUCUGUCGUUUUAUAGCGCCUCACCCACGUUGACCCUCCUGCACACGUUCAGCACCUCCUUCACUGAGCCCCUCUAUCCAGGGUUUGGGAUUCAUUAUGGAUCCAACAUAACAAUCUUGCCAUCUGACACCAUGUGACCGCUGACCAGUACCCUCCACCAGAUGCCCCCCUCAAGUGCGCGUCCUCUUUGUGUUUGAAGCUUUGUGGUCAAUUUGAAUUUU